This is a messenger RNA of Corvus hawaiiensis (hawaiian crow), 2178 nucleotides long. RefSeq names its product Ras like without CAAX 2 (gene RIT2). Gene Ontology annotation, cellular component: plasma membrane. The transcript has 6 exons. Gene Ontology annotation, biological process: Ras protein signal transduction; positive regulation of neuron projection development. NCBI's taxonomy places the organism in Eukaryota, Metazoa, Chordata, Aves, Passeriformes, Corvidae. Gene Ontology annotation, molecular function: calmodulin binding; GDP binding; GTP binding. The record is from RefSeq and is a predicted model, not a curated record. Bases 222 to 875 code for a protein of 217 amino acids.
GUCCCCCAGGACAGUGGCAGAUCCUGACUCUGGAGGACUUCUCAGAACACAGUGUCUCUCCCUCUCUCCUCUUUUGCUGUGUAGCUGAAAACAGACAUCAUACUUGGAUUUCUCAGUGUUUUCCCAGGACCUGUUCAUGUUUUGUAGUUGUUUAAGAUCAGAGAAAACACCUGCCAGUUGCUUUUUCUUCUGUUUUGCUCCCUUCUGCUGCCUCGUGCAAGAUGGAGCUAGAAAAUGCAAUGAUCAGCUCCUCGAGCAGUUCUUCAGCAGGCUCCAGAGAGUACAAGGUGGUGAUGCUGGGAGCAGGGGGAGUUGGCAAAAGCGCAAUGACAAUGCAGUUCAUUAGCCAUCGGUUCCCUGACUACCAUGAUCCAACUAUAGAGGAUGCCUAUAAAACUCAAGUCCGAAUUGAUGAUGAACCAGCCUAUUUGGACAUUCUAGACACUGCUGGACAGGCAGAAUUCACUGCCAUGAGGGACCAGUAUAUGCGAGGUGGAGAAGGCUUCAUUAUCUGCUAUUCCAUCACAGACCGCCAAUCCUUUCAAGAAGCAGCUGAGUUUAAAGAACUCAUUUAUCGUGUCCGGCACACCUAUGACAUCCCCGUGGUGCUGGUGGGAAACAAAAUAGACCUUGAGGAGUUCAGGCAGGUUUCAACUGAAGAAGGAAUGAGCUUAGCCAGAGAAUAUUCCUGCUCCUUUUUUGAGACUUCAGCUGCACUCCGCUUCUACAUUGAUGAUGUCUUUCAUGGACUAGUGAGGGAAAUUCGAAGGAAGGAGUCCUCACUGUCCAUGAUAGAGAAGAAAAUGAAGAGGAAGGAUAGUCUGUGGUGGAAACUGAAGGGAUCCCUGAAGAAAAAAAAGGAAAGUACAACCUGAUGGCAAUUCUCCAUGAGCCACUCAUCAGGAGCUCACCACAGUAACCUGUAAUAGUUCAAAAAGGCAGCAUUGACACAGCAUCUUCCAGGCCAGGUCCUGGAGUUGCUUCCCUUCAGCUCUCAUGCAGAAGUUGCUCCUUGAAGGCCCCCAUGGUUUCCCUGUGGCUCUUCUGUUCUAUAGUGUCAUUUAGCAUACCCUCUCGUACCUUUUCUGCAACUCUGAGUGGAGAAAAUACUGUGUUUUUUAACGUGUGUUCCAUGGCUGGUCUUCAAAUGCUAUGAGUUACGCCAGCAUCCAAGGCAGAACUAGUUUCCACCAGCUCUAGGACAAUGGAUACAAUAAUUGCCACCUCUCUGCAUGCACAGGUCAUUUCUCCAUCCCAGGAAUGAAUGACGUUGAUUUCAAUGGACAUUUUGACUGUUUAAGGACUUUGGGAUCUGACCUUCAGCUUUGCAUUCACAUGUAGGUUUAGGGUUAGAGUGUGCUUGGCCUGCACGCCCGUGUCUGUGUGUGAGUGUGUCUGUGAACCAGGCCCAAAGGGAACCCUGGGGACUCACAGUUCUGACCCUGUAGUGCCCUAUCCCCAUUGCGUCCUGUCCAGUUAGCAGGCAGGAUUUGCAAGCAGAGUACAAGUCAUGCACCAGCCCUGCAGAGGCUGCAGGGAUACUGGUCUGUCUCCUCUGAGCUGUACUUGCCAGGGCUGGCUGGCAGAGGUACCAUGUCCUACAGACAUGCAGUGCAUUGAAUCACGCAAGAGUUUGUGUUGGAAAGGAACUUUUAAAGGUCACCUAGUCCAAACCUCUACAGCGAACAGGGACACCUCCAACUCGAUCAGGUUGCCCAGAACCCUGUUCAGGCUGGAUGUUUCCAGGGAUGGGGCAUCCACCACCAGUCUGGACAUCCUGUGCCAGUGCUUCAGCCACACUCCCUUGUCCCACCAAGGAGAUCACAGCUGCUCUGUCUGUCCGAUGAGUCCCAGAGCCCUCCCUGGAGCAGUGCAGCUCUGUCCCAGCAUGUAAUAGCAUCUGUGAUGUAGCAUCCAGCCCUUGACUUACUAGAGAAUUGCAUCAGCUCAAUCAUCAUUGCUCACAACCCUUGACCAUCCAACUGAACCACUUGAUUAAUCAGUUGGACAAGAGUUUUAAAUAUCCCUUUUUAAAGCUGGCAUGAAGUAGAGUCUAUGCUCCUGAAAGUUUUUUUUCCCCUUGGAGUUCUUUUACUGUUGUUGCUAUUUAUAAAUUUUACAGAUAGAAUAUCCAUAAGUUUUGUCAAAAAUAAAGAUUGUGAUUUCCAUGGAGCCAUA